Molecule: messenger RNA, 3199 nt
Organism: Aaosphaeria arxii CBS 175.79
Lineage: Eukaryota; Fungi; Ascomycota; Dothideomycetes; Pleosporales
Exons: 2
Coding region: 476-3199 (907 amino acids)
Biological process (GO): double-strand break repair via nonhomologous end joining
Cellular component (GO): nucleus
Molecular function (GO): DNA-directed DNA polymerase activity; DNA binding
Source: RefSeq, a predicted model, not a curated record
UCGAGCUUGUGUUACCUGUUCAUCACUUCUGGCUAAUUUCUAAUUUUGGGCGUUAGGUGGGUAGGUUGGGUAUAUAAUAGCCACUCAAUUGCCCUCGCUGGCUCGAGUCAGAUGCAAUUGGAGUGAGAUUUGAACAGUACGCGAAAGGUGGAAGUCAUGGCUUCAUGUAUAUGACUAUCGCCGCGGGGAACGAAUUAUCUCGAUCUAAUUUAUUUCUGGAAGUCGAGCUGGAACCAGACUUGGUGAGCUUUCAGAAUUGGAAAAGUGAAGGGUUCACUGUUGGGCGGUGAAAGCUGGGGAUCUGGAAAUUUUUGAUUCACCGGUUCUUUGUCCUCGAGUGCGUGCGCAGAUUCAUAUUUGAAAGGCACGUGCAGUUUCACCAAUUCACUUCGACAGCACGGGACAGGAAACAGCAUAAUAUAAACACCCAUCGCUAUCCGACUUCUUCGCUAAGCUAACAACCCCGGAAUGAGAUAUGGCUGCAACAACCUCAACUACGCGAAGGGAAGAGAGUGGCAAGAGUAUGCAGGAGGAGAAACAGAAAAUGGAAGACAAGACGUCGUACUUCAAGAACCACCAGGAUCUGAUCGAUCUUUCCCCCGACGAGGAAGACGAUGGGGAUACUACUGUAGACGAGACAGAUGACGGGGACACCACUGUAGACGAGACAGGCAGUGAAGUCCGAAACGCAGAUGCUGCCAAGCGAGUGAAGAGCACCAAGAGGAAAGUCGACGAGGGCUUGGAAAGGAUCGAGAAGGCUUGGAGGGAUACAUCGCCUUCUAAUCUGAUCCGGAAUGACAAGAGGAAACGGAUGGAGAGCAUCGGAGGGGAUGAACAGGUCCCGCGACUCGUGAGGCAGAAGAGUAGUUUUCUUGGCCCAACGCCGAAAGAGAGGCGCGCGGAGUUCGAGAGGUUCGCUAUGGAGAGGAAGAUGGCUAUGAGGAAGGAGAGCGAGGAUGCGGGAAUGCCGAAAGAGAGACGCGCAGAAAUUGAGAGGUUUGCUAUGGAGAGGAAGAUGGCUAUGAGGAAGGAGAGCGAGGAUGCGGGCCCCGAAGGUAGUCGACCGUCAUCGUCUGAUGGAUUUUCUACGCCACCCCCACCACCGGAGCCUCCCAAGCAAACCGCGAGAGCGCGGGCGCGACAACCGGACGACAAACAAAGUCGACAGGCCAAGGGUAAGAAGAAGGUCGAGCAAACCGAAGAGGAAGAAAUCCCAUUCUGGCGACGUGUCGGCAGCAUCCCGCGCGAACUCAAAUCUGGCCGCAAUGUGAAGCCCGCUACUCGCAUCGUACUCGUGCCGGAGCGUAGACAGCUGUUUAAGGGGAAGAUCGUGUACUACUACCCCAACGACGACGUGAGCACCGCGCGGAGACAGCGUAUACACAAGUUGAUUCAGCUGGGUGCUGCGUGGGUUACGAAGUGGAGGGACGAUGUCACGCAUGUCGUUGUGGAUGAUAAGGAUAGGGGGUAUGGGGCGCUGAUGAGGCAUCUAGGAAUGAAGGAAUUGCCGCGGACUGUCGUCUUAGUCAAAUUCGAUCCGUACAUCCCACAGUGCAUGCAGCUCGGUACUGUCCUCGACCCAACAGCGAAUCACUUCCUGGUCAAAGACGCGCCGAAGCCACAGCAGAAGAGCUUGGAAGCUACUGUACCUUCCACGGUGCCGGAAUCUCAGUCAGAUGAGUCUUUGAAGGUCAAGUUGACCAGGAAGCAGCAGCGGGAGAAGGAGAUCUCACAGAAGACGGACUCGGUUGCGACGGAGGAUAGCAAUAUGCUGCUGUUUCCUCCUCCUUCGACCGACAGAGUUCUGGAGAGUCCAGCGAGAGAGGAGAUCGUGAAAGAUAGUUUUGUGCAGCCACCGUCUGAUUCAGUUGAAGAGCCGAUCGAAGCGUUACUUAGCGAAACCCGAGUCGACUAUGGUGAUGCUCUGUCAAAGGCGAUAGAAGAAACAAAGGCAAUAGCUCACCUGCCGCUCGACGAAGACGAGGAUGAGGGGAAUGACACCGCACGGCCAGGCUCUGCCAACUCAGACUCUGAGACAGACACAGACGUAGAAUCCCCCCGAGCCGUCAAAAAGCAACCUAGGAAAUCAAAGUUUGCUUCGGCAGCGCCAAAGUCUCAGUGGCCAACGAAGAAAGGCUUCGACCAAGCCAACUACCAGUGUAUGGAUCCUCGAAAGACUAAUGCCAAUGCGAAUGCAAACCCCAAUGCACGCACGAUUCAGAUCCUUGAGGAGAUGGGUCGAUAUUACGAUCAGAUGCAGGACUCCUGGCGAACCCUUGCAUAUCGACGUGCAGUAUCUACUCUUCGAAAACAAACAACUAAGAUCACCACGAGGGAAGAGGCUUCUGCUCUGCCAUUCAUCGGCUCCCGACUUGCAGAGAAGAUCGAAGAGAUUGUACUCACGAACCGUCUCCGACGUCUCGACUCUACGAAGUCGGAUCCUGCGGACCAGACUCUGCGCAUGUUCCUCAACAUCUACGGGGUCGGACUAUCACAAGCACACAAAUGGCUCCAAGCAGGCCACCGCACGCUGGACGACCUCCUCAAGCACGCCAAACUCACCACUAACCAAAAGAUCGGCAUUGACCACUACACCGACUUCACCACCCGCAUCCCCCGAGACGAAGUCGCCGCGCACGCCUCUUUCGUCCGAAAAGCCCUCCACGCCAUCAACCCGGACUUCCAAGUCCACACAAUGGGCUCCUAUCGCCGCGGAGCCAUCACCUCCGGCGACAUCGACCUGCUCAUCACCGCUCCAGGCGUCCCGCUCUCCACCCUCCAAACCACCGUCUUCGACGUCCUGGUCCCCCGCCUCUUCGCCCUCGACUUCCUCAAAGUGUCCCUCGCCUCGUCCCACGGCACCAACCACCGCACAGCCGACGGCACAAAAUGGCACGGCGCGUCGCUCCUCCCUGGAACCGACACCUGGCGCCGCAUCGACCUCCUCCUCGUCCCGUCGACGGAACUCGGCGCGGCGUUCAUUUACUUCACGGGUAACGACAUCUUCAACCGUUCCAUGCGGCUGCUCGCGUCAAAGAAGGGCAUGCGGCUCAACCAGCGGGGGCUGUUCAAGGAUGUCAUGCGUGGGCCGAAGAGGGAGAGGAUCACGGAGGGGGAGUUGGUGGAGGGGGAGAGUGAGAGGAGGAUCUUUGAGGUGUUGGGCGUGCCGUGGAGGGAGGCGGAGGAGAGGAUUUGUUGA